Molecule: messenger RNA, 2081 nt
Organism: Ananas comosus (pineapple)
Lineage: Eukaryota; Viridiplantae; Streptophyta; Magnoliopsida; Poales; Bromeliaceae
Product: cysteine desulfurase, mitochondrial-like
Exons: 1
Coding region: 69-1469 (466 amino acids)
Biological process (GO): [2Fe-2S] cluster assembly
Cellular component (GO): cytosol; mitochondrion
Molecular function (GO): cysteine desulfurase activity; pyridoxal phosphate binding
Source: RefSeq, a predicted model, not a curated record
CGCCCUCUAACUAGUAGUAGUUUCUGCUCCUCCAGUUGAGCGGCGAGCGGGAAGCGGCAGCAGUCGCCAUGUCCACCUCGUCGUCCUCCCGCGUCCUCCUCGGGCGCCUGCCCCUCCUCUUCUGCCGCCGACGCCUAUCCACAGCAGCGGCGGCAGCCGCAGCACCAGCCUCGGCCUCGGCCUCUGAGGGGGAGGGGAAGAAGGAGGAGGAGGUGGGCGGCGGCGGCGGCGUGAUAUCGAUGAAGGGCGUGCGGAUAUCGGGGCGGCCGCUGUACCUGGACAUGCAGGCGACGACCCCCGUGGACCCGCGCGUGCUGGACGCCAUGCUGCCCUUCUACCUGUCGCGCUUCGGCAACCCCCACUCCCGCACCCACCUCUACGGCUGGGAGUCCGACGCCGCCGUGGAGGCCGCCCGCGCCCAGGUGGCCGCCCUCAUCGGCGCCGACCCCAAGGAGGUGUUCUUCACCUCGGGUGCCACCGAGUCCAACAACAUCUCCGUGAAGGGCCUCAUGCGCUUCCACCGCGACAGGAAGCGGCACGUGGUGACCACCCAGACGGAGCACAAGUGCGUGCUCGACUCCUGCCGCUGGCUCCAGCAGGAGGGCUUCGAGGUCACCUACCUGCCCGUCCGCCCCGACGGCCUCGUCGACCUGGACGCCCUCGCCGCCGCCAUCCGCCCCGACACCGGCCUCGUCUCUGUCAUGGCCGUCAACAACGAGAUCGGCGUCGUCCAGCCUCUCGAGGACAUCGGCUGCAUCUGCCGGGACAAGCGCGUCCCCUUCCACACCGACGCCGCCCAGGCGCUCGGCAAGAUUCCCAUCGACGUCGCCCGCAUGGGCGUCGCCCUCAUGUCCCUCAGCGGCCACAAGAUCUACGGGCCCAAGGGCGUCGGCGCCCUCUACCUCCGCCGCCGCCCCCGCGUCCGCGUCGAGCCCCAGAUGAGCGGCGGCGGCCAGGAGCGCGGCAUCCGCAGCGGCACCGUCCCCACCCCGCUCGCCGUCGGCAUGGGCGCCGCCUGCGAGAUCGCCGCCCGGGAGAUGGACUACGACAACCGCCGCAUCGCCGCCCUCCAGGCCAGGCUCCUCGAGGGGAUCCGCUCCCGGGUCGACGACGUCGUGGUGAACGGCAGCGUCGAGCACCGCUACCCGGGGAACCUGAACCUCUCCUUCGCCUACGUGGAGGGGGAGAGCCUCCUGAUGGGCCUCAAGGAGGUGGCCGUGUCGAGCGGGAGCGCCUGCACCAGCGCCAGCCUCGAGCCCUCCUACGUGCUGCGGGCGCUGGGGGUGGACGAGGACAUGGCCCACACCUCUAUCCGCUUCGGCAUCGGCAGGUUCACCACCGAGGCCGAGAUCGACCGCGCCGUCGAGCUCACCGUCCAGCAGGUGCGGAAGCUUCGGGAGAUGAGCCCCCUCUACGAGAUGGCUAAGGCAGGGAUCGACCUCAAGAGCAUCCAGUGGGCUCAGCACUGAGAUCGACGCCGCGGUAUCUGCAGACUCCGUUAAGGUUGUUGCUUGUUAUUAAGGAAGGGCGGCGGCGGCAGCAAAAGCAUCACAAAUUCGUUCGAAGAGAAGUACAUGUAAGAUGAGGUAACCGACCUUGCUUGAUAGAUAGUACCCUCUUUCGCUUGUAAAUCCGCUCUUCUCCGGCCUGUUUUCGUGCGCAAUCACACUGUAUAAAUCUUGAAAUAAUAGAGUGGUCAAGGAUGCAUCCACUCCUACUACCGUAGCAGUACGUGCAGAAUUUUCUCUCUUUGGCUUGGGGAGACUGGAAAAUAAACAGUUUCACUUAGUAGAAUUAGAGAACUCAUAAGUUAAAGAGGUUUGCCGCUUGAUCUUCAUUGUGAAUUGUGCUAGUUUUUGUUUGUUAAUCUAUAUAUCGUGUAUUUUGAUGUACUAGCUUGCUUCUUUUGGUUUUUCUUAUGUUGUGGCAUCUUUCUCAAUUUGUUCCCGCUUCUAGAAAGUGUGUCAGUAUGACAUUGGUUUUUAUACCUGAUAACAUCUUCCUUUACUGCUAUAAUUUUGUGUUUGUUAUCUUGCACUUUUGUUUAUUUGAGGUCAGUAAGUUCUAUUGUAAUUCUUCAG